ACAGCCAAAGGUCAGAUAUGUGUGCGUGUGUAUGUGAUCUACGUAAAACCACGGUGAUCGUAACAAAGUAGAUAUAUUUAUAUACACAUUGCUUGCAAUUGUAAUUUCUGUUUUUUGUUCGCCGCAAAAGUUAACGUCACUUUUACGGAAGGACACGCAUCGAGAAUCUUUCUUGAAGGUCCCGAAGCAGUUCGAAACUGAAAGAGUUCGACAACCCUUCUUGGCCACAUCCGAUGCUAAGACUCAACACGAGUCUCAUUCACAAAUCUCUCGAACAUGCAAACGCAGGAAGCGGAAGGUGCGGAUGGUUCGCCAUGGAACAAUUCCAGUGGCUGCGACGAGGAUCGCAAACCAGUUCAGAAGGAAGGCAAAAAGUCAAACGUAUUACCUUUAUGGGGCAACGAGAGGACUAUGAAUUUGAAUCCUUUGAUUCUUACCAAUAUACAAUCGUCGCAUUAUUUCAAGGUGAAUCUGUAUGAGCUCAAGACUUACCACGAGGUGAUUGAUGAAAUUUACUACAAGGUUUCCCAUCUAGAACCAUGGGAAAAAGGCAGCAGAAAGACUGCAGGCCAGACCGGCAUGUGUGGAGGCGUACGAGGCGUGGGAGCUGGCGGGAUUGUCUCCACGGCUUAUUGUCUAUUGUACAAACUCUUUACGCUGAGGCUAACCAGGAAACAGCUGAACGGGCUCAUCAACCAUCCGGAUUCGCCCUACAUCCGCGCCUUGGGAUUUAUGUAUAUUAGAUAUACGCAACCACCAGCAGACUUGUUCAGCUGGUAUAGUGACUACCUGGAGGAUGAAGAGGAGCUUGACGUAAAGGCAGGCGGUGGACAAACAAUGAAGAUGGGCGAUAUCCUGAAGCAGUUUCUAACAAAACUCGAGUGGUUUUCUACGUUGUUUCCGCGGAUUCCGGUUCCGAUCCAAAAAGAAUUGGAGCUGCGACUUGCCGAGCGGUUUCCGCAGCAGCAGAUGAAUGCGCGUAACGCAAAGCCACCGAUCACACUCAACAGCCACGGGAAGUAUGGCAAUAAAGACAGCCGUAAUAAGGAUAAUGGUAAUCUGAUGUCGCGCAACCAACAGCCCCGACAUAUUCCUGACAAUGAGGCUCAGUGGGGUGAGGCGGAACGUACGAGCCACUGGCGUGCCAGAUCUGAUGAGGAUCGCAAGGACAAAAAUAGGGAUCGGGAUCGAGAACGAGAGAGAUUGCGGGAACGCGAUAGAGAUAGAGCACGUGAAAGGGAUCGCGAGAGGGAUAGACACGGCAGAAGAUCCGGCAGUCGAAAUAGAAGACAGAGGGAUUACAGAAGUCGCAGUAGAGACAAGUCGUACAGAGAUCGGAGUAAGGAUCGUCAUCGCGACAGAGAUCGACAUCGGGAUAGAAAAAAUUCACCGUAUGACUAUGCUACAGAACUGGCACGUGAGCGUGAAAGGCAACGAAGGGAAAGAGAAUGAGACAAAAUGGAACUUCUUUUUUCUGCAUAUACUGUGUACAUAUUUAAUUAUUUAUAUGAACGAUGGGGAUUAAGACAGAGUGAUACCGAGCCAUCCACCAUCAUACACUAGCACGCAUAUCUAUCAUCAUGUGCGUGUUCACAGAAGGAUGUAAUUUUGAAGCAGGAAGAAUGUGUAUUAGCCUAAGUUUAAUUCGUCUAUAUUCACACAUAUGUAGUUUACAUGUUUUUAUAAAAUAAACUCGUCACACUGUCA
Molecule: messenger RNA, 1707 nt
Organism: Nylanderia fulva
Lineage: Eukaryota; Metazoa; Arthropoda; Insecta; Hymenoptera; Formicidae
Product: pre-mRNA-splicing factor 38B
Source: RefSeq, a predicted model, not a curated record